This is a messenger RNA of Vigna radiata var. radiata (mung bean), 709 nucleotides long. RefSeq lists its product as uncharacterized. Lineage: Eukaryota; Viridiplantae; Streptophyta; Magnoliopsida; Fabales; Fabaceae. The transcript has 3 exons. Bases 67 to 678 code for a protein of 203 amino acids. The record is from RefSeq and is a predicted model, not a curated record.
UUUCAUUCUCCUUUUAAAAAUCCAAAAUUUCAACCCAUAAUACAAGUCCAACUUGCUCCGUCAACUAUGAGAAGCACUGGGGUGCAGUGGAAGAAGAGGCACAACAGAAUGGAGCAUUUCAACAAAACCAAGGCCGUGAAGCUACGGAGCCACCUCGGCAAGUACCUGGUGGCCGACGACGACCACCAUAAAAUCCGUCAGAGUAAAAACGGCUCAACCAGAAAGGCAAUAUGGCUGGUGGAGCACGUGGAAAGGAAGAACCACCACGUGCGUCUCAAGAACUCGAACGGACGUUACCUAACGGCGACGGACGCGCCCUUUCUGUUAGGCGUGACGGGGAACAAGGUGGUGCAGGGGAGUUUGGAGGAGGGUUGGGAUGGGAAAUUGGAAUGGGAACCCAUAACGGAAGGAUUCCACGUGAGACUGAGAAGCUGGUGCGGGAAGUACCUUAGAGGGAACGGUGGAACGUUACCGUGGAGAAACUCGAUCACGCACGAUGACCCUUAUAGUUCCGUCACUCAUGAUUGGAUCUUGUGGGGUGUGGAGCCUCUCGAGUUUCCCGAGAAACUGCUUUCUUCGCCGGAGACUCACUUUUCGUCGGAAGAACCGGGUUCGCCCACGUCGCUUUCGUCACUGUCGCCGGUGGCAACAACGUGCUUGGAUUCAACUCAAACUUAGGUGUGUUGUUGAAAAAUAAAGAAAAGAAAAU